Oryza sativa Japonica Group (Japanese rice) is the source of this 5004-nucleotide messenger RNA. RefSeq lists its product as uncharacterized. Lineage: Eukaryota; Viridiplantae; Streptophyta; Magnoliopsida; Poales; Poaceae. The record is from RefSeq and is a predicted model, not a curated record.
UUCUACCCUUCCUCUCCUAUCCCCUCUCUCUCUAAAAGCAAAACACACUGCUCACUCUCUCUCCCAGGUCUCUCUCUCUUGAGUUGCUGUUAAAUGGUACAGGGCCUCCUUGCCUUUGCCUUGGUGGAGAACCAGAUGCCUUUGAUGUGUGAGUGGAGAGAGAAAGCUGGGAUGGAUAGAUAGAGAGGAAGAGAGGGAAGCCAACAAAAUCGGCAGUAGCCUCUCCCCCAUUUUUUUUCUCCCCUCUCUCUCUAUUCUUCUUCUUUCUCCUCUCCAGCAACCGCUCUCCUCAGUCCUCUCCUCCCCACCAAAUCAAGCUGCUCUUCGCCGCGGAGGUCGUCGGAUUCCGGGCCCUCUCACCGCGUGGAUCUGCCGGCGGGGAGGGAGAUGGGGGCUCUUGCGCCGCGGCGGCGCGGGUCGGGGAUCGAAAGGUGGUGGAUGAGCUGCUGAGCUAGGAAGCAAAAGCUUUCUUGCUUUCACGAGGCGUACUCAACCAUCUUGUUAUGCUGGAGGGCAAGGAUAAGAGCAGGCCCAAUUGCUUCAGAGCUCUUGGGUUCUUGGUGCGGACUGUAGCAGCAGCAGAAGCAGUAGAUCUGGAGGGGUCAGCGAAGGCGUUCAUCAGAUGUUAUCCAGUGAGGAGCCUUCAGGCCCCUCUUGCUCUUCUAUCCAGGGUGUGAGCGCUGUUCCGGCGACGUCCCCCGGCGAGUCGCCGGCGAGCCAGGAUCCCACAGAUCUGGUGCAACCGUGCGCCAAAUUCUCUAUAAGAGAUUAUGUUUUUGCUUCAAGGAGCAAAGGCAUCAAGAGAAGCUGGCCUUUCCAUCCACGGUCGCUGCAGCUUUGCCUGAAGCGUGGUGUGAAGGAUCUGCUACCUCCAUUUGAACCACCUGAUUUGAUUCGAUCCCGGUCUUUGAGUACUACCAUAAACGUUGAGCAAUCUGCUGCAAGUUCAGAAGCCAAUGCUCCGGUUGGUCUGGUGAAGACUAGAGAUGAUGGUUCGUCUAUUGUGAAUGCAAGCAAUAUCAACUUCCAGUCAUGCCAACCAGUAGCUGAGUCACUUGGUCCUUCACAGUACACCUCACCAGAGGAUGGGAAAUCUGCUGUUGACCAAGGGGAGAAUACAAAUGGAUUGGACCAUACUGAUGAGGUUAUGCCAGUAGAUCUGCAAGUCAAUAGUUGCACCAAAGCAAUUCGGCAAACUGAGGUUGCUGUACCCUCUUGGCGAUCGAAAAAUCUUGACUCAUCACGAGAGCCAUCAGAAAAGAAGUGUAAAUUGGUAGUCAAAGUAGGAUCCUUGACGCGGACAGAAGAGGUGGCAUCUAAUUCUAGCACGGUUUCAGACCCGAUGGCCUCAAAAACCUGUCCUGUUUGCAAAGUGUUUGCUUCUACUUCAAACACAACCUUGAAUGCCCAUAUGGACCAGUGCCUUUCUGUUGAAUCUAAUACUGAGCCAGUGGAAAAAGUUAUCUUGAAACCGAAAGUUAAGCCAAGGAAGAAGCGACUGAUGGUGGACAUUUACAAGACUGCCCGUCUGUUCACUCUUGAGGAUCUUGAUCAGAGGAAUGGCACUAACUGGGCUAUCGAAUUGGCUACACCCACCACGAACAAGGAGGUUUGCACUGAGAACCGUAGCCCAGAAGUGGUGCCGUUUGACCCAAGAGACGACGAAAGAGAAGGCGAUGUCUAUGUUGAUUCUAAUGGGAUAAAAAUUCGGAUUUUGUCCAAGUCUAGUGAUGCGUCUUUGGUGUUGAGGGAUGAACAUAAUUCAAGGAAAGUUGCCAAGAACGAGACUGGAAAAAGUAUGUUGAUGAGCAAGACGUGCUUGAAAUCCAAAAUAUGCAAGAAUAAGAGGCUCAAGUUUCCAGGGAAGAAGCACAGCAAAACUAACCGAUUGAAUACCCAGGUUCGAACACAUACAGAUGGAGAUAUGCAUGAGCACACCUCUGAGGACGAAGAGGAGUCCACUAUGCAUGUGCAGAAACCUACUGAAAGCACAAGUUAUGGUGGCUCCGAAACUAUAAGGCAAUGGGUGGGCUCCAAACGCUCAGGUCUCUCUAAGAAUUGUGCCCGAGAGGUUACUGAUAAAGCAUCCAAGAGUAUAACGCCUGGAACCAAGAAGUUGGCUAGGAGCAGCAUUCGUGGUUUUGAUGAUUCUCAAAUAUCAGAUAGUCCUCCUGAGGCAUUUUCUUCGCAACCGCCGGAAGAGAUGACGAUCACUUCAGAAGCUAAUGAUGAUGACGAGAGGAAUGGUACUUCGAGAUUGCUCAGAUCGAUUCCUAGAUGGUCUUUAAAAACUACUCCAUCCAGCAAUGUCAUACCAAAAGUACCUAGGUCUGCUGCUGCUCUAGCCAAAAGGAAAAUAAAGGAGAUCGGAAGGAGAGAGUCCUAUAGGUCUGAUAACUAUGAUACAGUGAGGAAUUCCACCUCGAUCAGAAACUCUGUACGUCGGGGUCCUUCCUCCUCUGUUGCUGGGCUGAGUGAUGGCUCAAAUAGGGUUGCAUCUACCAAGAAGUUCCGGAAGAACCGAUCUCUGUUGAGGACUGGUAGGCGUGAAUUCUCACCUUCUAACAGUGGGCUAGUUCAUGGUUUUGGUCAAGACCAUGGAUCUAAUCCCAAUCAUACAAACAAGAGGUUCAGGGUUAGUAACAAGGAAACCUCCAAGAAGCUUAAGCACACUCAAGAAGAUACUGCAGAUAAUGACUUCUCUUAUGAAAGUGAUGUACCAGCAUUAGGACAAGGGGAUGAUCAAUACGAUGCGGCUCAACAAGCAGGAAUUUCACAGAUGUAUUAUGAAGGUGAAGAGCCUGAAACUGAAAUGCAAUGUGCAUCACCCUCCAGAAGUGAUCCUGUAGACUGCAGCAAUGAUAUGAGCAGCGAUUCUUUGAGUCCGGAAAAUAAUGAGACGGCAGAUGAUGUUUUGGUGGAAGGCUAUAGUGUAGCAAUUGUGGAUCCAUGCUCUAAUGAGAAAUCUGCAUAUCAUGCUCAUAUACCCAACGACGUUGCCAAUAAUGAGGUGGAAGAAUGGCAAAUUGAUCCGUCUUCAACUAAGGAAUCUAGUGCCUGCUUGACCAAUAAUAGGGACAUGGGUCUUGGAGCUCCUCAGGAUAACUCAUCGAUUACAUCAAACAGAGAAGAUUCUAACCUUGAUCACGGUUUGGUUUUUGAUCGUGGCUCAUCCGGCUCUCCUGUUUCAACUGCCUCCACACUGUCUCCUUCAACUUCUUUGAGGGACUCUAGGACUAACAGGUCUGAGCCAGGUCCAUCCACUGUUAGUCUUCCAACUGUUGAGGAACGGGUUUCUGGGAGCUCGAAUCAAGAAACCAAGUCGACACCUCUUGCCAGAGAAGGUGAACAGUUGCCUGAAAAGUCCUGUUGUUGCAAUUGUCGGGAGAGCAUUUCCAGGGAUUCUCAGGUGCACGAUCAAAGUGCGAUGGCUAGACCAGUGCCAGCUUUUACUGGAAGGCCGGUUCCACAGUUGAACAUAGGUUUGCGUGCGUCUUCAUCGUUCAGCACAUAUCAAAGAACCAGCACAAAGGCAAAUCCUUGCUUAGAUUCACAUGAUCAGACAUUAGCUGGUAAGGUUUCAGCUGAGCCUACCAUGACCCACCCAUCUUAUACGACAGAUUGUAUGAGCCCAUCAAUACAAACUCAGCUUCCUUCACCAUCAAAUCCUAUUUUGAGAUUGAUGGGCAAGAACUUGAUGGUGAUGAACAGUGAGGAGAGUGGACAUCCUCAGGCACCCAGUUCAGAUUACAUCAUGAGAGGAAAUUACAUGGCACCUGGUUGUUUUAUGCCUCAAAACUACCAACAUAUUGGUGAUCCUGCAUUUAUGAACACAACACCGUCAACAGCCAAUCAUCAAAUUCCUCUGUCAAGUGUACAAGCUGGCAACUUUUCUGCUCCUACGUUGCAUAAUGGUUCCAUGGUGCAAUCUGAUUAUCAUUCUCCACAAAAGCCAUACAGGAACCUCCUUCCAGUCAUGCAUCAUCCAUCCUACAUGAUGAAAGAAGUAAUCAUGAUUGAUGACUCUCCUGAGCACAGAAGCGAUCCACAAAUCAGUAUGCUUCUUCCUUCUGCACCUUCUCCAGCUACAAUCUCGGUCCCGAACACUGUGGCAUCAAGGCCAUUUUACUGCCUUCCAUCCCAAAACCAGCUUUUACCAAGGGAGAGUGCUGUUGGACCCCUGCCUGUAUUCACAAACAUUAACCCAAUUGUUGGUGUUAGCUCAUCAAGUCAAGGAAACAACGCAGAAGUAGCACAUCCUUACAUGUCAAAUCCAUUCUAUGUGCAAUCUCCGGCUGGUUACAUAAACCCAUCGGUCUACUAUUCGCAGAAUUUACGGUGAUGAUUCCUCAGUAACUCAAAUGAAGAAGAGAACUGCAAUUGGUCAUCAAUGCCAACGUGGGAAUAAUGAGAGCUUUGUGAUGAGUCUAAAAUUCUGAGAGUAGUGAACCUUCAUAAGAUGCCUGACUUUUUCAUGAGGUUUUUUCACAUAGGUUGCCUCUUUAGUUUUUCGUUUCAGGUAAACUUGUUUGCCUUCAAAGUACUUCAAUUACAUCCUGCAAAGUUCCAGUAAGUUAUAGUAUGGCAUUGUCCAAUAGUGCUCAAGGAUAUACCUCACUAUUUAUCGAAGAAACUAAUAGCUUACAUUGCAGCAAAAGUUUUUCCUUUUCCCUACUGUUUCCCCCUCUGCUCUUUGGAUUGUUUCUCGUCAGUUUGUGAUAGUUGAUGCAACAGCAGUAAAGAUGUUGCCAAGAUAUAAAGUAGUGAACUUUGCAUAUGCAAUGCAUCGCACUGUGAUUUGCAUAGUCGCAGAUGAACUGACAUGUGUACUGUUGCUUGGCUGACGAACCAAAUUAAGUAGCUAGUUUCUGGAUGUCAAACUGUGGGGGAAAUCAAAUAGGAAAAGAAAAAAAAAUGGUAUGGUAAUAGCCUUGAGAUUUUUGGGUUUCAGAACAAUAUUUGGUAGACCUGUGUUCAAGCUUUCAAUAUUUGACUAAAAGGGCA